Molecule: messenger RNA, 1173 nt
Organism: Adineta steineri
Lineage: Eukaryota; Metazoa; Rotifera; Eurotatoria; Adinetida; Adinetidae
Source: the annotation of a GenBank genome assembly
AUGUUAUUACAAAAGGUGAUUAAAUCAAAUUCUGAUGAAGGUAAAAAAUAUUCUAUAAGACAAUCAUCAACAUCUGAAAAUCUUCCAGUAACUUAUGAAAUUCCACGAAUGCCACGAGAAAAAGAAAUUAUUGAAAAUGUUAUAAUUUUAUGUAUAUUUUGUAAUGGUCCUUGUAUUGAUGAUUCUAUUCAUUGUGGUGUUUGUAUGAAAACUUAUCAUUAUCAAUGUCGAUAUGAACUUGAUAAUGUUAAUGAUCAAUCCAGUUUAUUGCCAAGUCUUCGAAAACAAUAUAAUAGUUGUUUAGAAUGUGAAGAUCUGACACAAUUAUUAACUGAAGAUGAAAUUAAUUAUUUAAUUUCUAUAUUCAAACAUAUUGAUCAAGAUAAAGAUGGUUUUAUUAUCUUAAAAGAUUUUCUCGCAUUUUGUACGAAUGGAAUAUUAUUAGAUAAAUUUCAUUUAUUUACUUUGAAUAAUAUUGAUUUAAAUAAAGUACAUUUUAAUAUAAUGGAUUCAAGACAAAAUAGGAAUGUUGCAUGGGUGGAUUUUGAACGUUUUUAUAUUUGUAAAUUAAUUGCUGCAAAAAAUCAAAUUGAAUUAACAACAAAAUUAAGUGAGAAUGAAUUGAUGGUAGCAAAACGACUUUAUAUGACAGAUCCACAUUUAAAAAUUGAUAAGAAACGUAAUUUAAUUAUAACGAAACGUCAUUUAAAUCAAAUUUCACAUGAACUUAUAGUAACAAAUAAAAAGAAAUAUGGAGGUAAUUUUAUUGAUGCUAUUUUACAUGAAAAUGAAAAUAUUGACGAAAUAUUUGAAAAACGUUCUGUUAUUACUUGGGAUAAGUUUCUUUGUGAAAUAUGUAUAUCAAUUAUUUUAAAUCGUUCGAAUUAUGAAAUAAACAAUCAAGAGGCAACUAUUCAUUCUUCAUAUAUUAAUUUGCAAUAUGAUACAACAAAUAAACAUAGAAAAAUCAUAGAAAAAUUAAAACAAAAACAUUUUGAUUCAUCAAGUACAUGGUCUAUUGUUGAAAAUGAAGAUACUUAUGAUUUACUAAAAUUGAAAAUUAAUGGUAGAGAUGAACGACAAACAAUAAGUGAACCAUGGUCUAUUGUUAAAGAAAUGGAACGAUUAAGAAAUAAACCAAUAUUUAUUACAACAACUACUCAAAUACUUUAA